Molecule: messenger RNA, 2354 nt
Organism: Macrosteles quadrilineatus (aster leafhopper)
Lineage: Eukaryota; Metazoa; Arthropoda; Insecta; Hemiptera; Cicadellidae
Product: TNF receptor-associated factor 4-like
Exons: 8
Coding region: 98-1414 (438 amino acids)
Biological process (GO): regulation of canonical NF-kappaB signal transduction; positive regulation of JNK cascade; protein K63-linked ubiquitination
Cellular component (GO): plasma membrane signaling receptor complex
Molecular function (GO): protein binding; zinc ion binding
Source: RefSeq, a predicted model, not a curated record
GUGUGUAUUGUCCGUCCUCUUCGUCUCUUAGUUUUACCCACAUCUUCCUGUGAGGUUAUGCAAUUUUGACUAAGUGUUUUGUGACUUUGGUUGCACAAUGGUUCGUAGUUUCGCGCAGUGGACGAAGACUCUGAGUUUUCCAGCUCGCUUGUCUCCUCAGAAGCAAUCUACCCCGAGUAUUCUGCCGGACAAAAAUGCUACCCCAAUCUCAAUAACUCCAGACAUAUCUGACAGUGAAAAGGAUAUCAUGAGCUCUAUGGUUUACUGCAUUCACCACAAGGAAGGAUGUAAAUGGAAUGAUCAACUCCGCAAGCUAAAGGCACAUCUCAACACCUGUAAGCAUGAUGCCAUCCCCUGCACUAAUGCCUGUGGAGCUCAGAUCCCGCGAGUGCUUAUGGAGGACCACCUCAAGUUCACCUGUUCCGAGCGCUUGGCUCGCUGUGAGUUCUGUGGAACUGACCUGCCGGGGGCUGCACUCGAUAAACACACAGGAACAUGUCCCCUGGAACCACUCUAUUGUGAGAACAAGUGUGGAAUGAAACUUCAACGAAGACUGCUCGGUCGUCACAAACAGAGUGAGUGCAACAAGAGGCUCGUUGCUUGUCGCUACUGUACACAGAGCUACGUCGCUGAUACACUACAGACUCACCACUCUGCGUGUCUGCGCGCUCCAGUCCCCUGCCCAAACAGAUGUGAGAUGGGGAUUAUUCCCAGGGAAGACCUGGACAGCCAUCUCAAGGACCAAUGUGCCAGCCUGCUUACCCCUUGCACAUUCAAAGAGGCGGGUUGCAGGUUUAAGGGCUUGAGAGGAAUGGUGAUGGAGAGACAUUUAGAGGAGAACAGCCAACAACAUCUGGCGCUGAUGUGCAGUCUAGUCACCAGACAGCAGCACCAGAUCACCAGUCUCAAGAGUGCUCUGUCCCGGCUGUCUCUCAACCACACAGGUACACUGGUCUGGAAAGUCACAGAGUUCAGUGCCAAGAUGGCGGAGGCUCGUUGCAAGGAGGGUAUGGAGCUGGUCUCUCCUCCGUUCUACACUUCUCAGUUUGGCUACAAGCUGCAAGCAUCGUUGUUCCUGAACGGCAACGGCGCUGGAGAGAACACUCAUCUGUCUCUGUACAUCAAGUUGCUGCCUGGCGAGUACGAUGCAUUGCUCAGGUGGCCGUUCGCUCACUCUGUCGCCUUCACACUCUUUGACCAGAGCGAGAAGGCUUGCAACAUAGUGGAGAGUUUUGUCCCCGAUCCAACAUGGGAAAACUUUCAGCGUCCAAGCAAAGCAAGCGAACCUGACACCCUCGGCUUUGGAUUCCCUAGGUUUGUGUCUCAUGAAAGUCUGGGAAAACGCAACUUUACGAGGGACGAUACACUCUACAUCAGAAUCAAAGUUGACCCCAGCAAGAUUGUUGCCGUGUAAAGCAAUAUUAUACAAAUUCCUGCCAAAGUCAUUAGGUUUAUUUGUUAAUAUGUAUAUUUUUUAAAAUUAUAAUUUAACUAGGCUAUAUAAAUAGGCUAUACUAUAUUCUAAAUUUUGUUUUUGUCUUCAAUUAAUUAUCAAAGUAUUUAAAAUAUUUAUUGAUUGUUCAAUAUUUUUUAUGAUGAGAUGCAUAGCAUUAUUUUAUUAAUAUUAUUAUUAAAGACUCAUUAUUACAGUUUUUUUUAACAUAGAGGAUACGCGUCCGGUAACCGGACGUGGAUAAGGCGUACGGCAAUGACGUCAUGGGGUUGCGGGAGCCUGGAACGCCUUUACCACAACAAUACAAUGACCAGCCAUCGGUGUUCGUGGUGUAGUGGAUAAGGUGCUCGGCUGAUAUGCAAGAGGUCCAGGGUUCGAAUCCCAUUGAUGACUUUAACUUUUUGUCGAAGAGUUUUGCAUUGAAUACCAUUUAUUCUUAACUGUACAUCUUUUAUUAGAAUUUUUGGCAUUUAUAAUUUUUUUUAUAGAGAAAGAAUUUCACCUUAAUUCGAUUUUUUCACUAUCAGCAAGUUUGGUUGGUUAGGUUAGGUUAUGACAGUAAUUGCCGGACGUCUAAUCCACGUCCGGUUACCGGACGCGUAUCCUCUGCCUUUUUUUAAAUGUAAAAAUAGUGAUAAAUAUUAAGACUCCGAAUAUCAUGUGACCUGAAUGUAUCUCUACAACUUUUACUUAAACAAAAUAUGCAUAGUCUAUAUGUUGUAUCUAAAUACUACUUAAUCGUAACUAUUAAGUAGACUAACCAGUGUGCAUUCUAAUCGUAGUUGUUAUUUAGCAAAUCGAUCUCGUAGACCUGCUGCUAGACUUGUACAAGUUUGGUGUAAAUAGAAAAUAAGACCAAAGCAUUUUAUAUUAUUUUUGUAAAUACAUUUUUGUACAAACA